UAUACGCUGGAGCGUCGCCACGACAGCCGGUCGGCCCGGUGGCACCAUUUGGUUUGGACCGGUCCGGCCAAUAACACGCCGAGUUCUCCAUCUCUGUAGGAGGACACAGUGCUGCGACAGCGCUGAGAUAAGGAGCGGCAUGGCCGUCUGGUGGGUGUGUGCGCCGCUCUGCGGCCUGCUGCUGCUGGCCGCCCCCUCCGUCCAGCAGUACCAGUCGGACACGCCGUGUCUGGACGCCCGCAGUCGCCAGGGACCGACCGUCCCCGGACAGCGGUACCACGACUGUGACGCCGACGGACAGUUCCGGCCGCAGCAGUGUGUCGGCUCCGUCUGCUUCUGUGUUGAUACUCUGGGAGAGCAGAUGAAACAGUUCGAGGCCGUCGGCAGACACGAGGCGCACCUCGUCUCCUGCGCGUGCGCCCGUCAGAAGACGCUGCAGGCGGGCCGGCACGGCGGCCAGUCAGUGACCUGUGACCGGCACGGUAACUUUGCGCCCCGCCAGUGUGUCGGCUCCCAGUGUCACUGCGUGGACCCGCUGACCGGCCAGAGGCGCGACGAGCUCGGAUCGGUGCACGUCAGUCAGAUCGGCCAGCUCCGCUGCGGAGACGAGGGGACGGACCACGGCUCCACCGGGCAGUACGGUCCGCCGCAGCUGGACGGUGAGACGCGCUGCUGGGACGAGCUGCGCGCCCACGAACAGCGCAGCGCCGGCGGAGGUCUGCUGGGCGCCUCGCGGCCCGACUGUGACCGGCUCGGUCGGUACAAACCCACCCAGUGCCGCGGCUCCAAGUGUUACUGCGUCAAACCGGACGGCGAGCGGCUCACUCAGUAUGAGAUGGCGCCCCGCGAGAGGCCGCUCUAUUGCGGCUGCGCGCGUCGCGUGCACGAGAUCUCCGAGAGUGGUCUGGUGGGGGUCAUCCUCAGCUGUGACGAGCACGGCGACUACGACCCGCGCCAGUGUGUGGGCUCCGUGUGCCACUGCGCCGACACGGUCACCGGCGAGAAACACCGCGGCUCGGUAGAGGUGCCGAUUCACCGGUUCAGCACGCUCGACUGCUCGGCCCACGGUCACCGCCAGAAUGAGCGACCACCGCUCGGUAGCAACACGCCCUGCUGGGAUGAGCUGCGGCAGCAUGAAGAAAGGAGCGAGCCCCUGCUGGGCGCCGAGAAACCCAACUGUGACCGUACCGGCAGGUAUCACCCCAAACAGUGCAAG
Molecule: messenger RNA, 1216 nt
Organism: Amphibalanus amphitrite
Lineage: Eukaryota; Metazoa; Arthropoda; Thecostraca; Balanomorpha; Balanidae
Product: thyroglobulin-like
Exons: 6
Biological process (GO): cell-matrix adhesion
Cellular component (GO): basement membrane
Source: RefSeq, a predicted model, not a curated record